CUGCGUGUGUUUAACCGAAGCUUGUGGCUGCUCGUCUCCCGCUGCUCAUAAAACACAACCUACAGCUUCCCGAAAUACAGAUCGCAGUAGUGCAAGGAUCCGAACACAGCAUACACGGAGUGAAGCCAAGCAUGAGUAAAGUGUGUUCUGCGUCAUGUGACAAUCACGCUCCCCCACUGAGCAUGUCAGAUGAGCCAGAGAGGAGUGACGGGAGUGGGCGUGCAGUGGGUGUGGUGUCUGGUGUGGUGUCGGGUAUGGCGUCAAGUGUGGCCAGCGUGGCAUCCUCUGUGUCACACGGCGUGGGGGACGUAGUGCACACUGUGGCCACGGGAAUGGGGGAUGUUGUGCUAGUGUUGGGUGUUGGGGGCACAGUACAGCAAGUGACAGCGGGGGUGAAGCGCCUCCUCACUGAUCCCCCAGACUCCCCCAUGGCCAGUGGGGGUGUGAGAGGAGAGGAUGAGGAGGAGGAAGAGUGGCCUGGUGUUCUUCCUCCAACGCCUCGCAACUCAACACUCUCACCAUACACAGACGACACAUACAGUGACUUGAGUCCAGGCACUGACUCAGAGGCAGCAGCAGAGGAAGCAGCUAUCAACCACGAGUUGGGACUGUCAGAGGAUCACUUUUCACAGCCAGAGGAGAGCAUAUUGAGCAUGACUAAGGAGAGUGUGGAGAACAAUAUUGAGAAGUGCAAGUCAUUGAUCCUCCAGUGUGAUGAGUCCACCUCUCGCCGCCGAGCCCUCGUACACAAGCUUAUCCAACUGAGACUCAGACUUCAGGAGAUGCAUGACACAGCUGAGAUCGCCUCCACUGGUGUGCUGGUCAAGAUUGGGCACCACCUGCAGCCCCAGAAACCGCCCCUUACCCGUGCCUCCAAGCAGUACUGUGACAAGUGUGCUCACAUCAUCUGGGGGGUGAUUCAUGUCUCCUAUGUUUGUUCCUUGUGUGAGUACAGAUGUCAUGGCAGGUGUGUAGAGGAUACCAUUCGCAGGUGUGCCAGCACCAGGGUCAGUGAGGACCCCAUGUACAUUCUGCGCAUCUGCCCUGAGGUGGGGCUCGCUGCCCAGAAUUACAAGUGUGCCGAGUGUAAAAGACUCAUAACAAACAUCCAUCCAAGGGGCUUCUCUUGUUUUGGUGAUCCCAUGCGACAAGAGAGUGCAUGGAGUGAGCCGCGGCGAUGUGACUACACAGGCCUGUACUACUGCCCGGCCUGCCACUGGGGGUCCCGAGUGGUGCUGCCGGCCAGGGUGCUACACAACUGGGACUUUGAGGAGCAGGGAGUGAGUCGACAGGCAAAGCAGUUCCUUGCCCUCAUGAGAAACAAGCCUGUGCUCGAUUUGGAGAAACUUAACCCUCACCUUUUCAAGUUUGUAGAAGAACUCAGUACUGUGAAGAAACUUCGUGAGGACAUCCUGCUUAUGAAGCGCUACCUGGGAACCUGCCGUGCUGCCCAGGAGACACGCAUGCUCCGCCAGCUGGAGGAGAGGCAGCACUUUGUUGAAAACUCUCACAUGUAUUCUCUGCAAGAUCUUGUAGAUGCUGAGUCUGGAGUACUGGUAACCUACCUGCAGAAAGUCCACCAGUGCUUCUCAGAACACAUCAAAACAUCUUGUCUGGUUUGUCAGGGAAAGGGUUACAUCUGUGAGAUUUGUGAUGUUAGCAACAUCAUUUUCCCAUUUGAUGGAGGAGUGGUGGUGUGUGAUGGCUGCUCCACUGUAUUGCAUCACCUGUGUUACACCAACAGGGGCUCCAAAUGCCCCAGAUGUGUCCGGCAGGAGGCCAGGCGUAGGCAGGAAACAACAGGGGACAGAGUAGUCGUCAGUAGAAGUAAACAUCCAUUACAUGAAGAUGUAACAAGAAAAGAAGAAUAACAAAAUAAGAAGAAAACAAGGAAGAAGAAA
This is a messenger RNA of Scylla paramamosain (green mud crab), 1901 nucleotides long. It is a transcript of the gene DEF8, whose product is annotated as differentially expressed in FDCP 8 homolog. Lineage: Eukaryota; Metazoa; Arthropoda; Malacostraca; Decapoda; Portunidae. The coding region runs from base 132 to 1871 and encodes 579 amino acids. The transcript has 12 exons. The record is from RefSeq and is a predicted model, not a curated record.